AAAAAUAGGCAUUUAUUAGCACAUCUGUAGAUAAGCUUUAGGAGCAUAUGAAUCCAUAAUUGCUUGAUUAAGGUCACAUGGGAAGUCCAUCGGAAACAUUAUUUGCUCAUAAAUCUCCCUAGUCCUCACACACAAUCUUAGAAGUUUAUUUUCUUGUUACACAUCCAAGAACGAUUCUCAUAAACUAUACUCCCAUAUCAUGAUUGUAAUUUCACUCUAGAAGUGUCUUUUUUUGAGAAUUUACAUCAUAUGUUAUUUCCAAAUGUGUGUUAUCUGGUACAAACAGUUGCUCAGGCUGUCGUGAAUUUUUCACAGCUUUAUGCAUUCCACAUUACUUUAAAAUUGAAGCUAUAUUCACUUUUGUUGUGUUCUUGUUUUCUGGUGCAGUCCAAGAGCCCAGCAGCAUGUGUGGAUAUUCCUUUCAUUGCAUGGGGGUAACACCCUCUUCAUGAAUGCUGAUUCACCAAACAUCUCCCAUAAAACAAUGACUCACGUUUCCAUUGCGCAGCUAACUUUCCAGAAACAUCAGUUCCUUAAGCUAUUUCUCCCUGUGUGGCAGCCUACAAGGUUUAACACUCCUGCAAGGAGUGUGUGGGAAAGGGAUGCUGUGCAGAAGAACGUGCUGUCUUUGUCUGUGGAAUUGCCAAGUACAGAAUAACCAGAUUCUGUUCUAUUUAUUUUACAGUCCCAUUUCCCUCCCAUUCGGUUCCAGCUCUACAUGCAUACACUUGCCAAAGGCUUCAGGCAACAACUGCUACCUCAAGUUCAGGUCAAUCAAUAUAGCCGAUGUGCAGAUGUUUAGUUAUAGGUUGCUGAUGGUUUCCUCUGGCAUAGGUUAAUCUUGUUAAAUAUAUGGUUUGAAAAUCUCCCUUCAAAAUGAAUUUUCUGCCUGUUUUUAGAUACACUAUGUGCACUGGUUCUUCUGUGACCUUGACGGGAUGGGUGGUGACAGCUGAAACACUGCUUUACUUUGUCAACACUGAAAUUCACUCCUAUAUUAUAAAACAAGGGGUUGUUACUAUCUUCCACACCAGUGCAUCUGAUCUCUCCUGACAAAGGGGCAUGAGAUGGUUGUAUUCAUCUCAUGAAUACCCUGUUAGAGUUUUUUUCAGUGAACUCAGUCUGGGCUGUUUGCUUCUAUUCACCACAGGGUAAGAAAAGGACCAUUUGCUUCUGUUCAUCUCGUGUACUGUUUCUUGCCAGAGAAUAAGCUGUAUGAAAUGCACAGAGUCUAAAAGGAUUUUAGUGACCUCUUGAUUGUAACAACACUCACUUGAAAACUUCCAGCUUUGAAGAAAAACUGAUUUUUUAAGUUAUACUGAAGACACGGUAAUAUCAUCCAUAAGAUUUUUCUUACUUCUAUGCUUUGUCAAUAGUUUCAGUCCUGAGGGAGAACAGCUGUACUUAGAAGAGCUUUUAAGAAACCACUAAAUUCACCAGGACACCAAUUCCUAUUGUAGUAGGUCAGCAUGUCUCCAGCUGUACUCUGAUUUCCAGUAAUAGACCUAAUCUUCUAAAUCAAUAUGUGAUUGCAGUUGGGAAGCCUGCAUCAUUACAUCAGGCAAAGCACCAGAAUGAAAGACAUGGACAAUAUCAAAACUGUAAAGAAAGAAUGGAUGUGUAAAUCAGGAACUGAUGAUCAGAUAUUGAAUGGUAGGGAACAAAACCGUGACUACUUUGUAGAUAAUCUUUUUGAAGAAGCUCAGAAGGUUGGUGCUAUAUGUAUGCCCCCAACUACAGUCAAGAACCAGGUUGAUGUAAUCAUUAAACUUUGGAAAAAUGGGUUUACAGUAAAUGAUGGUGAACUUAGGAGCUACACUGAUGUUGCAAACCAGCAAUUCUUGGACUCGAUUAAAAAAGGGGAACUGCCUUUUGAGCUACGAAAAGUUUUUGAUAAGGAGGAGGUAGACGUGAAAGUGGAAGAUAAAAAAGAUAAGGCGUAUUUGUCAUCGAAAAAGCCAAUGUUUCAUCCUUUUUCUGGGCAUGGUUACAGAUUAGGAAGUGCUACUCCAAGGAUAAUCUCUAAAGUAAGAGAUGAUCAUCAAGGACCUGCUGACAAAAGACACCUGCCUUUAGUACCCUUAAAUGAUUUGGAGCCUAUCACUAACAUCCAGAUCUGGUUAGCUGAUGGGGAAAGGAUAAUUCAGAAAUUCAAUGUUUCUCACAGAAUAAGCCAUGUGAGAGACUUCAUAACAAAGUAUCAAGGAUCAGAGGCAAGUGUUCCCUUCACACUGACUACUUCACUGCCACUUCAAGAGCUGCAAGAUGAGACACUCACGCUAGAGGAAGCAAAGUUGCAAAAUGCUGUUGUUGUUCAGAGACUUCGGAAAACAACUGAACCUUUCAGACUCUUAGUGAUAAAAGCACCUGACAAUGACUAUAAAACUGCUGUUACACCUAAUGGACAGCUCAAGAAUGAGCAAAAAAAUGCUAUCAAAAGUACAAGAUCAAAUUAGCUUUUAACUGGCAAAAAACUACAUGCAGGUGGAACUAGACAAAACCAAAAAUGUAACCAGCAAUAUCUGGAUGCACUCUUACCCUCAUAUACUGUGCUCUUAGAGAAUAAAAUGUGUGCUGUGCUAUCAUCUCCUAUAAUAGAAGUAUUUUCAACUAAAUUCAGUAGUCAGAGCCUGGCUAUGUAAUGCAGCAGAGAUAACUGUACAACAGGUCAUCCUUAGAAUUUCCUUAGCUUCUUAGUUCUUUAGAGCGUAUGUAGGGAGAACAGUUCUCUGAGACUUAAUUACUACUGAUAGCACCUUUUGCACUUUGGACUAAAGUGAAACUGAACUGGUUGGUUUCACUUACAUUUCAGUGUAAGCUGCUGCAGUUUGCAUUCUUCUUACAGUAAUCUGUAGGCAACAGAUGCUGCAGGGAAGCUCACAUUUGAACUCUUAACUAACUUGAAAAUCUUCAAUAUCAGUAUCUUCAGGAUUUAACUUUUAUCACAAGAUUUGCAGUGUAAUGUUCUAUCAAGUCUUCACAUGGUGGUAGGAGCAUGUGUGAGCAGAUAGAAAUGAGGUAGUCUGGUGCAUACUGCAUAUGAAGUGCCUCAAAGUGAACUCUGAAGGAAUUGUUACUGCCAAUGGUUGAAGUGGUUUGUGCAUCUCUUCUGCUCCUACGGGUCUUACAGAUAGGGUGAUGUUAAACUACCUAGCUCAUUAGUACAGAGAUCUACUUUUAGCCUUGUCACAAAAACUUCAGCUCUACUGGAGAUUACCAUACAGGAAUAGUGGUUUAGAGGGACACAGCUGUCUCUGUACUAUGUAUCUGUCCCUGUCCUGAACUGGCCAGCAGAUUAAGACACUAAUUGCAUGUGGCCAAGUUUCAAUGAUGUUGAAAAUCCUUAUUUGAAAACAGGCUUCUUCCCUUCUGCCCCCAACCCCAUUUCCAUCCAAAUCUUUUAUUUUGCUAUUCAUGUAUUUGAGGCAUAAAAUCUGUAGUCAACUAUUCCAUGUUUUGCUAAAGGAGAAAUCAACAUAAAGACUAAAUAUUUUGUACUGUGUUUGCUAAGUAGCAUGUGGGUUUGUGAACAAAACUAGUCUCUAGGUGAGACUUGUCCUGGGGCCUUUAGUAAGCGCCAACUAGUUUGUGCUACCUAUGCAAAUGGAUGAUUGUUGGGGUUUUAAUUCUUUUGCAUGGUUAAAUUAAAGAUGUGUUUGGGA
This is a messenger RNA of Tyto alba (common barn owl), 3662 nucleotides long. RefSeq names its product UBX domain protein 2A (gene UBXN2A). The transcript is spliced from 7 exons. The record is from RefSeq and is a predicted model, not a curated record. Gene Ontology annotation, cellular component: nucleus; cytosol. Lineage: Eukaryota; Metazoa; Chordata; Aves; Strigiformes; Tytonidae. Gene Ontology annotation, biological process: Golgi organization; proteasome-mediated ubiquitin-dependent protein catabolic process; nuclear membrane reassembly. Gene Ontology annotation, molecular function: ubiquitin binding. Bases 1575 to 2456 code for a protein of 293 amino acids.